Messenger RNA from Chara braunii, 6099 nucleotides. Lineage: Eukaryota; Viridiplantae; Streptophyta; Charophyceae; Charales; Characeae. The record is from the annotation of a GenBank genome assembly.
UGAACUAUGUCGUCACCCUGUGGAGGUGUUCUGCCAGUCUGUCUGUCUGUUUGUCUGUCCCGCAGUUUGACCGAAUGUACACUUGCAUGUCUCUUCAACCUCGAUUGUGAUCACCCCACCGGCCUAAUCAGAAUGACCAGGAGGAUUUGUUAUUGGCCGAUCGAAUAGUUUGUUAACAUGUCAUCUGUGGAUUGGUAUCCCGAUGUCGGUAGUUCGUCUGGGUCCUGAAGGUACUCUCUUAUUAUGGUGUUGGAUCCUGUACAAUAGUGCCAUCCAUAGGCAGCGGGCCAUCCCUCCCUAACUACAGCGGGGUACUCUGCAUUGGGUACACACUGCUUUCCUUUUUGAGAAAUGCAGAUAAGCUCCUUAUUCCCAGGGUGUCCUUGACAGGUCCAAAAGGUGAAAGAAGUUCAAAGAACACAAUAGUAUGCAUGGAUUGUUUAGACUUAAGUGCUGUUCCCCCUUUCCCGCGGCCCCCUCUCCACCCCCCGGGUCCUACUCAGUAGAGAUAGGUUGGGGUGGUUUAAUGAUCUACCCAGAAGAAGCUGCCGUUCGUUUGUGAUGACGAAGUGCUAAGUUUGGGCCAGUGCUAGCAACACAAUGAUUGCAUGAGAUUAUUCUAUGCUCUCUGCAUGUUUUUUCUUUCUCUUGAUUUCGGUGAAGCAUACCAACCGGUUUCAAAUGAGGAAGUGUGUCGAUGAGGCAAGCUGGACCGCCUAAGGACGAAAAUGACCACUUAAACCACAAGUACACGGCCCCAGCGUUGCAGUCAGAAACUUGUCGCCACAAGGAAACGAGGCCGAAACGUCAAACGCUGGGCCCCUCCAUUGAUAAAUCCGAUAGGCGGCCGUCUUUUCGCUUCGCACCUCCAGAAUUUGUAAGUAUCAGACCCGCGGCCCACGUGGCCAUGUACUGGUGCUUUCAAGCAAGGAAGGAAGUAGUGGCCACCGAAGGGACUUCACGGGUAACUGUUUGAGUAAGCGUCUCAGACAGACUGCGGAAGCAACAUCGACCUUGACUUUGCGAGUCACAAGCAUUGCUGAAAAAUGGUGGCUGUAUAUGCAUGCCAGGUGAUGUUUUCACACCUGCAGCAGGGGUUUGUAUACUGACCAGUUCCGAUACAAGGUUCCGGUUCAAACUAGGAUGUGGUGUGUCGGCAAAGCUGGACCGCCUAAGGAAGAAGACGGCAACUUAAGGAAGUAAUGACCGCCUAAGGAACUUCAUGGUUCUUUUCGGUAAGGGUCUCAGACAGACUGUGGAAGCAGCGUCGACCUUGACUUUGCUAGUCACAAGCGCUGCUGUGAAAAGGUGGUCGGGUCCACAGGACAGGUGAUGUUUUUGCACCUGCGGAAGGGGUUUCGUGGAUUGUCGCGGAGUAUGUUGUAGAGGCAGCACUGCUAUCGUUGCCAGGAUAUCUGAUUGAGAUUCGGUGAGCGACGACUGGGAUAGACGAGAGAUCUUAGUCUGGCAAACGUCCGGUUGAUCGUGUGUAGCAAGUUCAAGAGGUUGUCGGUGGAUCUGCGACUUGUGGUCAGGUGAGUGGCAGGCAAAAUGUUUAGCGCCCCCGAAUCCGCGGUGAAGAUGACGAUGCAGGCAGUGGAGGCUUUCAAGAGAUCAAGGCUGAUUGAUGGAGCGACAGCAGAUGACCAUGACAUCGCUCCGGUCUAUAAGCUGGAGGAAAUCUCCGAUUUGUUGCGCACGUCGCCAGGGGAUGUUGUUAGGGAAAUCACUGAUCAUUUGAUGAAAAAACUGGAUCACAAAUCGCCGGUUGUGAAGCAGAAGGCCUUAAGGGUGAUAAAGUUUGCGGUGGGAAAGGGCGGUCCGGAAUUCAAGAGAGAAAUCCAGCGGCAUUCGGCGACCAUUCGGGGUCUAUUUCACUACAGGGGGCACCCCGAUCCUCUCCGUGGGGAUGCUUUGAACAAAGCUGUGAGGGACACGGCUCAUGCAGCGAUCCAGGCAAUGUUUACGGAAGCACCGAAAGGUGCGGGGUCGGUGGAGGGAGGGAGCGGCUUGGGGAAACGAAUACAGGGGUUCGGAAGUGCGGGGGAGGGGAUGGGGAAAGGGGGGGGGAUUGGCGAUGAAGGGCGACGAGGUCAAGGUGGACUGUCCGGAAUGAUAGGUUUGGGAAGCGCAUCUUUCCGUUCAGGGCUUGAGAUCGCAGCAGAAGUGGCGAGCAACAUUGCAUCAACUUACCGAUCGGGGGCAAGGCGGCCGUUGUCUUCGAGAAGUGCUGGAGAUGAAGGAUGGGGUGGAGAUAAUGGAAGAGGAGGGUAUGAGGGGUACAGAGGUGUGGAAGACAUUGGUGGCGCAGAGAGUAGGGGAGGUGCAGAAUGGAGUGGUGGAAGGCGAUCUGGAGACAAUUGGUCAAGCCGGGCAUCCCCUAGGCCAGGCGUGGUUGGGGGUGUCAGUGGGUUGGCAAGCCCACGAGGAGUACGAGGAGCGGAGGACUCGCCCUCAGGGAGCGAAGGGGCGAGAAUGGGGGGUGUACCGGAAGGGGUACAGCUGGAGGAGUACAGGCUCGUGGAGAAGAUGACAAAUCCGGCAGGCGUGCGAGUGCAGCCGACAACAGAGGCUCUCCGGGAAUUCAUCAACUGCUCCCAGCGAUUAGAUGGUUCUCAUCUGGCAAGGGCGCUUGAACGAAAACUGCAGACUCAUGCAUGGCAGUCCCGAUUGAAGGCUUUGUGCGUGUUAGAAGCGAUGUUGAGGCGGGGAAGAGAAGGCGGCCGCAGUGCUGCAGCUGUGCAUAGCUACUUUGUCAAUGAUGCUAACUCGGUUGUCGACUGCCUUUCGUUGCCUCAGGCAUCUGUCCGCGACAGGGCCAAAAAGGUCUUGGAGUUGCUGACCCCCCCUGAACAGCCUGACGAGUAUCAGUCAAGUGGAAAUCAAAAGGAAUCGCACGAGCCCUCGGCUGUCGCCGGUGCGGUGCCACCAAAAGAUUCUCUGAUCGACAUGGGUCAGCCCGACCUGCUGAGCGGUAUGGAUGCCUUGUCUGACACGGGUUCUUCGCAGAAGGACGAUGAAGUGAGACGCAAUCCCUCAGAUGCUGUCGCCCCAUGUGUUCCCCAAGCAGCAGAGUCAUAUGACUUUCUAGGACAGGACCUCUUACCUGACAUGGGCUUGCCAUAUAGAGAGUCAUCGGCAUUUGGAGGUGCCGCCGAACUGUCACCUGCGCCAAUAUCUCUGGGAGAAUCUGGCAGAUCGGCGGAGGAUUCAGGGGGACUGUUCUCUGGACUGGAUGUGAAUGGGCAAGGUAGCUUGCAAGGUGACCUCAAUGCUGUUGCAGGAGGCAGUAUUUUUGAUGGAAUGAGCUUCAGCGACCCGGAACCGAGGACUAGUAUGGAUGGUGGUCCUGACACAGAGACGCAAAAGCCAUUGCAGCGAGGACGGAUGGGCAUCUCUGAUCAAGUCGCAAAAGGCGGUGGAGCUGACGAUCCGAUGGCUGACUUGUUUGGUAACUUAACUCUGGACUCCGUCACGCUGCCAUCACCAACACCAAACAAGCCGCAGGUUCCUCGUGCAGGAACUCAUGGCAAUACUAAGGCGGCGGGAGCUGGGUUGUUGGGAAUAGAUCUCGAUGGAGAAGGAGCGGGUGCGAGGGGAAAGGCCACUGCUGCUAUUGCAGAGGGUGCAGAGGGGGGAUUCAAGGGGCUUGGAGUGCAGCAAGCGCAGAUGAGACCAAUGGGACCAGGGAGCGGUGCAGGUCGAGGGGGCGCUGCUGGACAAACAGUAGCUGCGCUUCAACCAAUGCCAAUGAAUGUGGCAACGCCUCAGAUGGCAGGUGGUGCAAUGAGUAUGCCGCCAAUGGGAGUGAUGGGUGGGGGUGGAACGGGGGGCAUGGGAGUGAGCGUGGGGUUUUAUCAAACCCCACAAGGGUUGGUGCCAGUACAGUUCGUCACUGGGGGAGCUUUUGUCCCAGCGCCUUUCGUCCCACCCGGAGUGGGACCAGUCGGCACUGGUACCUCAGCUGGGGGGUUUGGAAACAGUAACCUGUCGGGAUUUGGCGGGGUGGGCAUGGGCAUGGGGAUGCCUGGUGUUGGCCAGACAGGUCUGGGGGGAAUGAACAUGGCAGGUGCAGGGGAUUACUACUCAGACUUCAUGGGGGAUCCAACAGGCCCAUCACAGCUUGUAUCGGCAGAAUCGGCGAAAAAGAAAGAGACGAGAGCUUUUGACUUCAUUUCGGAUCAUGUGUCAGCAGCAGUUAAGCAGAAGCAGACUUUAGGCUAACGAGACAGGGAAUAGAUGUGCAUGGGACGGGAAGGAGGAGCAGGAAUGGAAUAAAGCUAUGGUACAUGCACUUCUUUGUGCGUGUGUGAGCAGGUAAUGUGGUGUUUGCUUGUGUCUGCACACACACACACACACACACACACACACACACACACACAUGUACGUGUGUGUGUUGUCAGUUCGUUGUACACAACUCCUUGAACUCCACAAAAAAAGCAUGACUGUGCCGGACUGUUUCGUCGGACUUUCACCGACGCAUCAGGAGGCUGUGUGUGCAACAAUAGAAAAUGGCCAUGAUGGAGAUAACUUAGUGAUACUGGUUCUGAAUCUGUGCCAGUGGUCAUCUGGUGGAUGGAUCUUGGAAGUGUAGCAUGUAAUGUAAAUGAUCCAGGAUUUUCACCUUGACGGCGGAAAUCAAGUCUUUGACUCUUUGUCACAUUUGUGGCAUUCCUGAUGUGGAAAGGUUUACCCCUCUCUCUCUCUCUCUCUCUCUCUCUCUCUCUCUCUCUCUCUCUCUCUCUCUCUCUCUCUCUCUGUGUGUGUGUGUGUGUGUGUGUGUGUGNUCUCUCUCUCUCUCUCUCUCUCUCUCUCUCUCUCUCUCUCUCUCUCUCUCUCUCUGUGUGUGUGUGUGUGUGUGUGUGUGUGUGUGUGUGUGGAUUGGGAAAGUAGCAAGGUUUUGUGGUGUUACAUGCGUGUAGAAGUUUGUGCUAUUGUAACUUUUCUGUUGGUUGGUAGAUUAGGACGGCCAUCUGGUUCUCCGGGAUCUUUCCUGACCGGGGGCAGCGGGGGGGUAAGAAGGGGUUCAUAAGAGUGAUUUUCAAGCUUCAUGAGGACACCUCCCUUGUUCUUUAUACGACUGGUCAUUUCUAGAGCGCUUCGCGCCUUUCCUGGAGUCAUGUUACCCAAAGUGCUCUCUUCCGCCAGUCGUAUAUGAGUGUGCGUGAGCUUUCGAGCGAUUUGGGGGGAUUUGUGGAGGGCGCUUAAGGCUUGCCGUUAGCCCUCCUCAGGGUCUAAAUGACUGCAGUGAAGUGUUAAAGGCUGAACUUAGGGUUGAGAUGCGAGAGGCCUGUGGCUUAGGGUUGAGUGUAUGGGGCCGCUGUUUUCCGUUAUGGUGUCUGAGGAUACUGAGCCUUCAUAUUGUGUGUUCGUAUGGCUCGAAGCUAGAGACAGUAGUAGUUAGGAUCAUCCGGGCCUGAGACCUCCUCCAUGCAAGCGCAGGUUCGAAGCGGCGACCUCGGCCUAGAGACAGUACCAAGGUCGAGGCGAUCCACACAUCUGGGCCUGAGACCUCCUGCAUGCAAAGCACGGAUUCAAAUGGGCGACCUCGGCGGAGAAACAGUACCAGGGUCGGGGCAAUUCAUGGCUCAGAGUGGAGGUCAAGUUCGUUCGUUCCAGGUUGAGCGUCUCUGGCUUUUUUCAGUUUUGGGGUAGUCUCGAGUGACAUGACGAAAAACAGAGUGAUGGCGUGUCAUGACGACAUUUGACAAUGGCUCCCCCUUCAGAGAUCUGGCAAGGAAGUAGGAGAACUUGAAUAUCAGAAAUCAAGCCCUUUGAUUCGUCAAUUCCAUUAUAUGUAUGUUAGAUAAGUGGGCAGGGCCCUUUUGGUCCCAUGCCUGUGCUUCUUUGGCAUGUCACUAAUUCGCGUGUGAUCAGCAGUCCAUGGUUUCGUAGCACAGGCAUGUUUCCAGGAGGGAAUGCUCCUUAGACUCUGAGGCUUGUGUUGACAACUGUUCUUGAUUGUUCGAGUUCAUGAUCAUGACUGUGUGUUUACUAUUUGACUGUGGGCAAAGUGCUCUUCUUUAUUAUAUCAUUUGACUGUGUGUGUGUGUGUGUGUGUGUUUGCUGUUCUGACUGAUGUCAAUAUGAAACUCCGAC